AUGACCAAGAAGAAGGUCAGCUCCGCGAAGGGGGCGGCGAAGGAGGAGCCCAAGAGGAGGUCGCCGAGGUUGUCAGCUAAACCUGCUCCUGCAAAAGUGGAAAUGAAGCCCAAAAAGGUGGCAGGAAAGAAUAAAUCUUCAGACAAAAAAGUGCAAACAAAGGGGAAAAGGGGAGCAAAGGGAAAACAGCCUGAAGUGGCUAACCAAGAAACGAAAGAAGACUUACCUGCAGAAAAUGGAGAAACUAAAAAUGAGGAGAGUCCAGCCUUCGAUGAAGCAGGAGAGAAAGAAGCCAAGUCUGAUUAA
Zalophus californianus (California sea lion) is the source of this 306-nucleotide messenger RNA. RefSeq names its product non-histone chromosomal protein HMG-14-like. Gene Ontology annotation, molecular function: nucleosomal DNA binding. Lineage: Eukaryota; Metazoa; Chordata; Mammalia; Carnivora; Otariidae. Gene Ontology annotation, cellular component: nucleus; chromatin. The coding region runs from base 1 to 306 and encodes 101 amino acids. Gene Ontology annotation, biological process: chromatin organization. The transcript has a single exon. The record is from RefSeq and is a predicted model, not a curated record.